AUGUCUCGUUCUCUGCGCUCCGCUGGAUACCAACCGCUACAGACUCAUGAAGAUGAAAAUAGCGACAAUAACGAACCGCUUCCUCCAAUCAGUCACCCAGGUCCUUCUAACACGUACCCGCAGCGCCGGACAGUGCGCCCAGGAAGUAUUGACCUCACCAAAUUAGACAACGCUUUUAAGAGAUGGACGGAAUCCAUUGCCCAGAAGGUCAAGCGCAAGAAGAAGACAACUGACCACUCGAGGAAGCAAAUAUGGCAUAGCGUUUUCGAUCCGCAGGUCCCCCCUGUACCAAAUUCAGGAUUCGAGAAGACUCUUGAUCAUAACCAACCUAUGACUCAGGCAGACUUUGACGCAUUGGUGCAUUCUGUCAAAGAAGCAAUUCAGGAGGGAAUUCACCCCAAAAUGAUUACAAAGGGGUCAUCGGGUUCAUAUUUUGCUAGAGCGAAGGUUGACGGAAGGGUGCAAACCGUUGCUGUAUUUAAACCCAAAGACGAAGAACCGUAUGGUCGUCUAAAUCCAAAGACAACCAAAUGGUUGCACCGGCAGUUUAGAUGGAUUAUACCUUUUGGUCGUGCCUGUCUUAUACCCAACCUGAGUUAUAUCUCAGAAGCUGCAGCCUCACUGCUAGACGACAGGCUGCAACUUCAUAUUGUACCACCAACCCAGCUCGUAUCCUUUUCCAGCCCCGCGUUUUUCUACGAUUGGUUUGACCGCAAUGCUGCCAAGAAGGGGAAACAACUGCCCGAAAAAAUAGGUAGUCUCCAAUAUUUCCUUCAUGGUUUUCAGGAUGCUUCCGACUUUCUGCGCAAGUAUCCUUGGCCGGGGAGGGCCAUUGCUGACACCUUCGACGAUUCUACUCACCGACAAGGGAAUAUGUCAAAACGUUUCAUGAGCGCCAUGAAAGUGAUAUGCGGCAAAACUGGAGAUACAGAGGAUAUCUAUGAUGACGCUGACUAUGAGGAUGAACGCGUUCUAUAUGACGCGACUGAGGCUGCAGAUGUCCAGAGACCAUUUUAUUGGAGUCAACAGCUCCAACAAAGUUUCAGGGAAGAACUUGAAAAGCCAGUCAUGUUAGAUCAGAAAUUUCGCAUCAACACUUAUGGUUUUGCAACAGAUUACCUUAUGCUCAAUACGGAUCGAGGCGCAGACAACUAUAUGAUCAAAUAUUGUGAAGGUGAUCAUGAGAAGCCCCUUGUGGAUGUGGCGCCUUCAAGGUCUGUCCGGUUAGAAAUGCCAGUCAUGAGUGAACUUCGAAGACCAGAUGCCAAUUCCAACUCCCCUCGCAUGACUGCAACAUCAUCUUAUCAACCUAAUCUGUCACCUGUUCCAUCUGGUUCAAACACACCGAGCUCUGACUACAGGCGAAAGCCUCACAUUCACAUUGCCGCCAUCGAUAAUUCACUUUCCUUCCCUCACGAGCAUCCUCAAGGAUGGCGUUCAUACACUUAUGGGUGGCUGUACCUUCCAGUCAGCGUCAUUGGCCGCCCGUUCAGCGAGAAAACUCGCAGUCAUUUUUUACCUUUGCUGACAUCCAAAACUUGGUGGGAAGAAACUACGUUCCAAUUGGAAAGGUUAUUUGCUGUAGAUCCCGAUUUCCAUCCAAAGAUGUUUGCGAGACAACUGGCUGUUAUCAAAGGCCAAGCUUGGAAUAUUGUCCAAUCUUUGAAACACAAGGAUGAAGGACCACUGGAGCUGACCCGAAGAACUAAAGUUCUUGUCUGGAACGACGAAAUGGAAAUACCUGAAGAAACUAUCCACGAUAUGCCUAACGGACCUAUAUCUCCAAGACUUUCCACAAGUAUAGCUCCUGUUCCCAGACGAACACGAAGCCAGAGUUCAGGAGGCGACUUCCCACCUCCAAUGAGGCGAACCUCGACUGAUGCUUCAGGUGCUCCUCGUCCCGUUCCGUUUGCCGCCAAAUUUCAGCGGGUGCACCCAGGUACAACCGGUGUUACUGUCCUUGAGCAUCUAGAAAGACUAGAUGCUGUAGAAGCAAGUCUACAGCGACUUGGCGUGGAUGAGGAUGAAGAGGUGGACGUCGGAGAAGCCGCCCCUCAAAAACCAGUGGCCACACAUUCUAUGACGGAUCCCCCAACCCCUGUUCAUGGGCGCAUAAUAUCACCACCACCCACAAGUCCUUUACAAAGUGUGCCAGAGGCGUCGUCCGCCAGGAGUUCGAUUGAUGAGGAAGAUUUGGUGGCUCUCUCAAAGUCUACCUCUCAUGUAGAAGGAUCGUACCCUUUUGGUCAGCAGGAAACAUUGUCCAGUGCAGGAAUGGAGUGGAUGCAAUCAACUGAUUCACCAGCGAAACGAGUGGUUAUAUCUGAGCGUCUAGAGACUGUCAAGAGCAAGCCAUUAUGCUCAUGUUGGUAA
This is a messenger RNA of Psilocybe cubensis, 2373 nucleotides long. RefSeq lists its product as uncharacterized. The transcript is spliced from 15 exons. Bases 1 to 2373 code for a protein of 790 amino acids. NCBI's taxonomy places the organism in Eukaryota, Fungi, Basidiomycota, Agaricomycetes, Agaricales, Agrocybaceae. Gene Ontology annotation, molecular function: 1-phosphatidylinositol 4-kinase activity. The record is from RefSeq and is a predicted model, not a curated record. Gene Ontology annotation, biological process: Golgi organization; phosphatidylinositol phosphate biosynthetic process; endosome organization. Gene Ontology annotation, cellular component: lysosomal membrane; endosome; trans-Golgi network.